AUGUCAGAUUUUGGUUCUCGUCAAGUACCUUUGAUCCCCCCAGAAAUCUUACCUAUAGAAGUCAAAAGAGAAAAUGAAUAUGGUACUCUAACUUCAAAACGUUACCUAUACAACGUCAAAAGUCUAAAUGGAAAAUCUUUGAAACCUCCAAUUUUAGAUACCCCCCCAUAUCACAUCUCCUUAAUCACCUAUUUAAAUUAUUUGAUCUUAAUCAUAUUGGGUCACAUUCAUGAUUUCUUAGGUUUGAAAUUUCAAAGAGAUAAACAUUUAGAUAUCGUAGAACAAAAUGGUUACGCUCCUUGGUUCUCAAAAUUCGAAAGUUUUUACGUCAGAAGAUUGAAAAAAAGAAUUGACGACUGUUUCUCAAGACCAACUACAGGUGUCCCUGGUAGAUUCAUUCGUUGCAUAGAUAGAGUCUCUCACGAUUUCAACGAAUAUUUCACCUACAACGGUAAAACUACCAUGUGUUUGAACUUAUCCUCUUACAACUACUUGGGUUUCGCUCAAAGUGAAGGUCAAUGUACAGAUGCUGCUAUCGACACCGUCAGGAAAUAUGGUAUCAACGUCGGUGGCCCAAGAUCUCAAAGUGGUACUACUGAUUUACAUAUAGAAGCUGAAAAUUUAAUAGCAAACUUUUUGGGUAAAGAAGAUGCAAUGGUUUUCUCAAUGGGUUACGGUACUAACGCUAAUUUCUUUAAUUCUUUCUUGGAUUCAAAAUGUUUGGUCAUUUCAGAUGAAUUGAACCAUACUUCUAUUAGAACAGGUGUAAGGUCAUCAGGUGCCGCUGUCAGAACUUUUAAACAUAACGAUAUGAAAGCUUUGGAAAAAAUCAUCAGAGAACAAAUUGUCAUCGGUCAACCAAAGACUAACCGUCCUUGGAAAAAAAUUAUCAUUUGUGUCGAAGGUUUAUAUUCAAUGGAAGGUACUUUAUGUAAUUUACCUGACUUGAUUGCCUUGAAGAAGAAAUAUAAAUGUUAUUUAUACGUUGAUGAAGCUCAUUCCAUCGGUGCCAUGGGUCCUCGCGGUCGUGGUGUUUGUGACGUAUUUGGUGUUGAUCCAAAUGAUGUAGAUAUCUUAAUGGGUACUUUGACUAAAUCUUUUGGUGCCGCUGGUGGUUAUAUUGCUUGUGAUAAAUGGAUCAUCGAUAAGUUUAGAUUGGAUUUGACUACAGUAAAUUAUGGUGAAUCAAUCGCCGCACCUGUAUUGGCUCAAAUUAUCUCUUCAAUGAAAACAAUUACUGGUGAUACAAAUCCUGGUGAAGGUGAAGAAAGAUUACAGCGUAUUGCUUUCAACUCUCGUUACUUGCGUCUGGGUUUACAAAGAUUGGGUUUCAUUGUAUAUGGUGCCCCUGAUUCUCCUGUUAUUCCAAUGUUAUUAUAUUGUCCUUCUAAGAUGCCUGCUUUCUCAAGAAUGAUGCUUCAAAGAAAGAUCGCUGUCGUCGUUGUUGCCUAUCCUGCAACUCCAUUGAUCGAAUCAAGAGUUAGAUUCUGUAUGUCUUCCUCUUUGACUAAGGAAGAUAUUGAUUAUCUAUUGCGUCACGUGAGUGAAGUUGGUGAUAAGUUAUUUUUAAAGGUAAGUUCAGGUAAAGCCUCUGUUCCAGAAGAUGGAAGACCACCAAGAUGGGAUAUUGAAGAAGUAUUGAGAAAAACUCCAGAAGAUUGUAAAGAUAGUAAAUUCUUCUCAAUUUAA
Molecule: messenger RNA, 1689 nt
Organism: Vanderwaltozyma polyspora DSM 70294
Lineage: Eukaryota; Fungi; Ascomycota; Saccharomycetes; Saccharomycetales; Saccharomycetaceae
Gene: LCB2
Product: serine C-palmitoyltransferase LCB2
Exons: 1
Coding region: 1-1689 (562 amino acids)
Biological process (GO): sphingosine biosynthetic process; ceramide biosynthetic process
Cellular component (GO): serine palmitoyltransferase complex
Molecular function (GO): serine C-palmitoyltransferase activity; pyridoxal phosphate binding
Source: RefSeq, a predicted model, not a curated record